This is a messenger RNA of Antechinus flavipes (yellow-footed antechinus), 823 nucleotides long. RefSeq names its product chromosome 1 C5orf63 homolog (gene C1H5orf63). The transcript has 3 exons. The coding region runs from base 75 to 422 and encodes 115 amino acids. The record is from RefSeq and is a predicted model, not a curated record. NCBI's taxonomy places the organism in Eukaryota, Metazoa, Chordata, Mammalia, Dasyuromorphia, Dasyuridae.
CAGCUUCCUUGGGGAGGGGCGGGGGAAGGGGGAGAAGAGGAAGUGCCUCUGAAACCAGAAGGCAAAGAUUCAAGAUGAUUUGGUUAUGGUACAACAGAGUACAGCAAGUCCAAAAUAGCUUUGGAUUGAUGUUCAAAAAAAGUUGUGCCUCUAAGAAAACCCUUCCAGUUCUGACCCUGUUUACAAAGGAUCCGUGUCCUCUUUGUGAUGAAGCAAAAGAAGUCCUCAAGCCAUUAAAAAACAGGGUAAUAUAUGUACAUAUAAAAUAUAGUAUAGUUUUAAUGUGUACCCUAUGUGAAUUUUUCUUUGAGAAGGGAUAUGAAACAAUUCCCCCCCUCAUUUUCUGUUAUUUUUUACAUAUUUUAAUACUGAUUUUCAUAAAAUUCAUUUCAUUUAAGAAUACAAAUUUUUCUGUCCUAUGACUCUUGGUAUUAAAAAUAAGCUAAAGUACACAGAGAGGAGACAGUGUUAAUAUUUUUUAAAAGCCUAAAACCUUCUUCCCUUGAUGUUUCUAUGUGAUAGAUUUUCACUUUUCCUGAAUUUACAUUCAGAAACACUUCUGAACUGGUUUUCAGAGGAUAAUCUAUUCAGGGCAUAUUUUGUUCUAACAGGAAACCAUGAGCCGUGCUGAUGAAUGUAGAACAAAUGAACCAGAAAUAUAACUGGUUCAGGGUGAAAUUGAUCUAAAUGUGAAGAUGAAGGACAUUGACCAAAACUAUGAUCCAGAGAAACCACUUGGCCUUAGAUGUAUGCCGAUUGGUAGUAGCUGGUUUUCAUUCAGUAGCCAUAAAGAUCAUUCUUUGUAAUUUUCUAUUUUUAUUUC